AUGUCCACUGGCGGCAGGUUCAACUUUGACGAUGGGGGGUCAUACUGCGGAGGGUGGGAGGAGGGCAAGGCGCACGGCCACGGGAUCUGCACGGGACCCAAAGGCCAGGGCGAGUACUGUGGGUCCUGGGCCCAUGGCUUCGAGCUGCUGGGCGUCUACACUUGGCCCAGCGGUAACACCUACCAGGGCACCUGGGCUCAGGGCAAGAGACAUGGAGUGGGUGUUGAGAAUAAAGGCCGCUGGGUGUACAAAGGCGAGUGGACGCACGGCUUUAAGGGACGAUAUGGAGUACGGGAGAGCACCGGGACGAGUGGGAAGUACGAGGGGACGUGGAACAACGGGCUGCAAGACGGAUACGGAACAGAGACGUACUCAGAUGGAGGAACAUUUCAGGGUCAGUGGGUUGGCGGGAUGCGGCAUGGCUACGGAGUUCGUCAGAGUGUCCCAUACGGCAUGGCGGCCGUCAUCCGCUCCCCGCUCCGUACCUCCAUAAACUCUCUCCGCUCCGGUUCGGAGCACAGCAACGGUACCGCUCUGCUGGACCGGACCGGGGCGGUGGUUCCUGGUCCUCCUCCGGUUCCCGGCACUCUGACCACCAGCGUCUCCAUGUGCAGCACGGGCAGCAGCGGCAGCAGCCCCGCCGUGUCUCGUGGAGGUUUCGUGUUGAUGGCACACAGCGAGGCUGAGCUGCUGAAGGGGAAGAGGAAAGGCGGGCUGUUCAGGAGGUCCAUCCUGUCCGGGCUCAAGCUCAGGAAGUCAGAGUCCAGGAGCUCUCUGGCCUCACAGAGAUCUAAACAGAGCUCAUUCAGGAGCGAGGCUGGGAUGAGUACCGUGUCCUCUGCUGCAUCUGAUAUCAACUCUACCAUCAGUCUCGGAGAUGCAGACGCAGAGUUGGCUGUCGCCGAUGACGACGUGGAUGCCACAGCGACGGAGACCUACUGCGGAGAGUGGAAGAAUGACAAACGGACAGGAUUCGGUGUGAGCCGGCGGUCCGACGGGCUGCAGUACGAGGGGGAGUGGCUCAGCAACAAGCGACACGGCUACGGCUGCACUACGUUUCCUGAUGGCACGAAAGAGGAAGGGAAGUACAAGCAGAACAUCCUGGUCAGCGGGAAGAGGAAGAACCUGAUCCCCCUGCGGGCCAGUAAGAUCAGAGAGAAGGUGGACCGGGCCGUGGAGGGAGCACAGAAGGCCGCCGACAUCGCCCGACAGAAGGCUGAGAUCGCUCUGUCAAGGACGGCCCAUGCACAGGGUAAAUCAGAGGCAGCGGUGGGAGCAGCUCAGAAAGCCCAGGAGGAGAGUCGUAUGGCCCGGGUCACCGCCAAGCAGUUCUCCCCUUCCUUCCAGCACCCAGGAAAUGGUAUGGAGGUGCAGCGUCCCAAACGUCAGGUGUCCAGCGAGGUGGAGGGUGAGGGGUUGUCGAGUAGCGCUGGCACAGCCGACAGUCCCGAUCUUUACGUGAAGAGUGUGGCCUCUGACGACCCCUCUAACGACGCUGCCACCCCUGACCUCAGCCCCCCUUCAUCCUCGCCUCCUCACACCCCGCCUCCCCCUGCCCGGCCAACCCAGCGCAGCAAGAGUGCCCGCUUCCACCGGCAGACUGCUGUGGACCACGGAGACAGGGGAGGGAAGACAGAGAUCCAGGUGUUGAUGGAGGGAGGUAGCGGAGGAGGUGAAGGCAGUGGAGGAGGAGGAAAGGGGGAGUACCCGCGAGCCAAUAGCUGGAGCGAGGACAAGAGGAGAGGGAUGUUGUCAAAAGGAGGAGGUGGGGUCAGUGGACGAGGAGCGAGUCGGACCAACGGACACAAACACAGCUCCUCCAAUCACAAAUCACGGGAGCACGGCUCAUCCAAUCACAGACAGGCCAGAGGGGACAGGUGGACGGAGUCGUCCUCAUCUGCCUCCUGGACGUCCGGGCACAGGGGUGUGCACGGCAGGGGAGGUCGGCUGCUGGAGCAGGACGAGGAGAAAAUUAGCAACUACGAGAUGGAGAUGAAGCCUUUACAGCCCAGAGACUCCACUACCCAUAAGCCCCAUGGGCACGGGGAGGAGAGGCACGGGCACAGUCACGCUCACGGAGAGGGGCGCUCACACGCUGUGCAGCGACAGAGACACAAGAACCGUGAUGGGAGGGAAGGGAGGGAAGGAAGAGAGGGGAAAGAGGGGGGUAAAGACUCAGUGCACAAGCUGGACAGACCGGGGGAGAAGAUGGAUUCACGGCCUCUGCGCCGGGACCUCACCCUCUCCCCCCCUCUGAAGUCCUCACCCAUCACACCGGAGCAGCAGGACCACAGCCUCACGCAGAGCAAAGGCAGCUCGGCCUACAGCUCUAUCCUGGUUGCCAUGGUGAUUCUGCUCAACAUUGGAGUGGCUAUUUUAUUUAUCCACUUUUUUAUUUAAAGACAGCACUGCUUUCAGAGUCGGCCUAUCUAUGCUACAACAACUAUAAAUUCAUAUGAGUAUUAUGACAAACCUGCUGCCCCUUCGUGUUCCUGGUGAGAGGACUGACCUGGCUCGAGAAAGACUAGCACCAAGGAGGGUUCCACCAUCACUUGGGCUAACGGUGGCUAACCCGGGGCUAACCUUGGAUAAGCUUGGUCCAGUUGUUGUAGUGACAGAGAUGCUAAAGUGCGUAGCCCAAAGAAGUGGACGAAAGAGGGGUGAACCAGUCCAGGAAACCGGAUCAGAGGGAGAUAAUAUAGUCCAGAAACCGGACUCAAGUGGGCUGAAGCGGUCUGAUUCUCAGGCCAUGAGAGAUGCAGCUGGCAUUACAGCAAGAUGUCUGCUUCCACUGUCUACA
Molecule: messenger RNA, 2800 nt
Organism: Seriola dumerili (greater amberjack)
Lineage: Eukaryota; Metazoa; Chordata; Actinopteri; Carangiformes; Carangidae
Gene: jph3b
Product: junctophilin 3
Exons: 7
Coding region: 1-2400 (799 amino acids)
Biological process (GO): regulation of synaptic plasticity
Cellular component (GO): plasma membrane; endoplasmic reticulum membrane; junctional membrane complex
Source: RefSeq, a predicted model, not a curated record